Musca vetustissima is the source of this 780-nucleotide messenger RNA. It is a transcript of the gene Not11, whose product is annotated as CCR4-NOT transcription complex subunit 11. The record is from RefSeq and is a predicted model, not a curated record. The transcript is spliced from 3 exons. NCBI's taxonomy places the organism in Eukaryota, Metazoa, Arthropoda, Insecta, Diptera, Muscidae. The coding region runs from base 1 to 780 and encodes 259 amino acids. Gene Ontology annotation, biological process: negative regulation of translation; mRNA catabolic process. Gene Ontology annotation, cellular component: CCR4-NOT complex.
AUGUCUGGCGUUUUUGCACCGGAAUUUUUCUCCAUUGCCCCACCAUUAAUGGAUUUCGAACAUGAACUUAUUUGGUUCAAUUUGACGGAGUCCUUUAAUCAAAAAGUGGAAUAUGACAAGAGCAAUCAUAUUAGUACCAAUGCCAGGGAACUGAUGGAAUUGGCCUUUGUCCAACCGCUGAAUUUGCAGGAUCAAAAACUGUUGUUAAAUGAGCUGAGUAAAAAUCCAUUUUUUGUUUAUCAAAUACGUUUGACGCCCGAUAAGCUUCCACGUUUGGUCGAAAAUAAUCCUAUAAUUUCGAUUGAAAUUCUCCUAAAACUUAUGAAUUCAUCCGAAAUUACAGAAUAUUUUCAUGUCUUGGUCAAUAUGGAUAUUACCCUGCAUUCGAUGGAAGUGGUAAAUCGUUUAACAACAUCGGUAAAUUUACCAACGGAAUUUUUACAUUUAUAUAUAUCGAAUUGUAUAUCGUCAUGUGAAAAUGUCCGUGAUAAAUAUAUGCAGUCUCGUUUGGUUCGGUUGGUGUGUGUUUUCCUGCAGAGUCUGAUACGGAAUAAAAUUAUAAAUGUAAAGGAACUUUUCAUAGAAAUUGAAACAUUUUGUGUGGUAUUCAAUCGCAUCAAGGAGGCAGUGGCAUUGUAUCGUUUACUCAAACAUUUGGAAAUGGGUGAAUUACAAAAUACAACCUCGUCGAGUGGUAGUGGUGGUAAUAAUGGUGGUGGUUCCAACACCUCCUCCUCAUCGUCCUCCAAUAAAAGUGAAAAGAAUUCAUCAAGUAAAUAA